Molecule: messenger RNA, 372 nt
Organism: Phyllotreta striolata
Lineage: Eukaryota; Metazoa; Arthropoda; Insecta; Coleoptera; Chrysomelidae
Source: the annotation of a GenBank genome assembly
UUGACGUUUUAACCAUAACAUAACAAGUAGCCGAAUUUGCCAAUAAUUUUACUUUUUAUAUUAUAUAAAUUACUGGCAAUUAACAGUAAUAAUGUCUGGGAAUCGAGUAGUGUCUUUUGUAAAAAAUAAUACUGCUGGAAUAGUCAGUGUGUCAGUAAUUCUGUUCUUUCAUUGGGGUUGGUAUAAAAUGCAAAGUAUGCCCGAAUUUGGUUCUAAUUCACCGCCGAAAGAGUUUCCUCUGUUUUCGGCUCUAAGGACGUAUAAGAAAGCUUUCGAGACUCACGAAGAGUCCCCUGCACCGAAUAAAUGAUUCAAACAUACAUACAUACAUAGAUAGGGACGUUUGUAUAUAUUUAUUUGUUAGUAAAUUUU